CCACGUCUUUUGUAAUGCACUUAAUUUAAUAUCUAGCACUCUUUGCUUCAUUAUUGCUGCCUAGAUAAGAGUUAAGCAAGAUGCCAUCUUGUUUGGAUGUUUGUGAGUAUUGUGCUAAAAUAGGGACACAUUUCUAACACCAAAGUGUGAUCAUCUCAAUUAGUCUGACAAAAAGUCUUUUCAUGCCUACUUUUAGCAACAUAAUCAACAGUCAUGUAGAAUACCUCAACCAGUUAAAUGCUCUUGGAUGUCUAAGCUUCUACAAGACAAGAUCUAAACUGCUUGAAUUAAAUCAUUCCCAUCAUGCCUUGUCCCAUGUGCUUGUGUUGGGUACAUAUGGCACACAACUCCUGGCCAAAAUUGUCAGCCGGUCAAUAAUAAAGAAAAUGUUAGGGAGUUACCCAGUAUGUCAUUUAGACUCAAUAUCAAGAACAACUCUCAAAAGGUAUUUUGUGUUUCUCAGUUCCUCUGUUUUGCUUCAUUCUUUAUUAUUGUUUUAUUUGGAUACCAUUUACUUGAAUGAUGAUAUGAUGUCUAUGUUGAGUUGAGAGCCAAAAACGUGUAUCCAGAACAAAAGUGGCAUGCCGAGAAUCUACAGUCUGCAUUGAGAAACUUCCUAAAACAGAAUGAUUCUAUUCACAUGUUAAUUAAAUGGAGUGCAAAAUACACACUUUACUCAGAAAAUCAGCACACGAACAUGUUGAUUGUUCACCAGUCAGUUACAUAGAUGUAAUAAGAAAACUCACACACACGUGAUACAUGCUGACUUGCAUAUCUGUAAUGUUUAAGAGUUUAAAUACUGUUCAGUACUGAUAAAUUCUCAUCAAUAAACCGCUUCGAAAAGUCACAGCGUGUAUAAUCUGUUCUCCAAGGAAAUUUCUAGGACAAUUUAUUAACAUUACCAUAGUUUGAUCACAAUACUACAAUUUGAAACGCCUGUUUUGCAUAAUUUCUACUUUUUCAAAUGCCAUUUUUUUGUAAAGUGAACAGUAUAUACUGUAAUAAUUUAAUGAUUGAUUUCUAGCACAAACAUUUUAUGGGCAAUGUUGUAAUUCCCGAAAAAAACCACCAGAGGGAGGUGUUGCUCAGUUGCGCUGUCUUCUUCACUGGCUCUCACAUGAUUACGCAAUCACAACAAAUGACUGUCUGCAAGCUGUACAGACAGAUAUUGACAGUCACGUACACACUCUGUUCUCUCAAUUCCCUGAUGCUUUGGGCUAUGGCUUAUGAGUUCAUGCUUUGUAGAAGCGAACUUUAACUUUUCUAAUGUUAGUUUUGUGUAUUUAUUUAUAUGCAGCGUAGCUAGUGUUCGUAUCUUUGAAUUGGUCUUGUCCAGUCUUUGUCGAUGCCUCAGGAAUCUCCGGAGGGGCAGCAACCGCUGCCGCUGGUCCGAUCUCUGGUUAGUCGGAUACCGGCCCAUGUGGUGUUCUGUAACCGCAGUCCGCGAGUCGUAAAGCCCGUCUGGAUAAACUUCCGCGGGGAGCCGCAGCCAUACGUAGAUAUUCAGCCGUACACCGGAAAAAGAAUGGAAACCUAUGUGGGACAUCCAUGGAUGUUUCGGGAUGCAGAAACUGAUGAUCCAAUGGUAGUCAAUAAUAAAGACAUGUAUUUGCCACCCCACCUUGAAAAUGGACAAGUCUCAGUUGCCAACAUCACAUUGCCUGUGUUGACCUUGCGAGAUCGCUGUCUGCAAGUUGUGAGGCGGUUGGUUCGCAGAGAACAUAUCUUUCAGCUGGAGGUCGGCCGCUGCCUACAAGAUGACCUUGCUCAGAGACCCAGCAUUCAUGCCGAUCUACGACGCAUUAACCAGCGAGUGGAACAGAAGUUACUGGAGAACAGAGAACAGCAAAACAGAUGAAAAUAUGAACAUUAAUGUGAUUGUGAAUGAGGGCAUAUUUACUGAGCAGACCCUUGCACCAGCUCCAUAAAUGGAUAAUAAUAUAGUCUGGCACUAUAAAAUACACGUUGUUAAUAAACCUCAGAUCAGGAGGAAUAUUUCUUAAGCAAAUGAAUGCUUUAAACAUAGGUAUUUUUAAGUUUUAGUGACAGGCACUGAGUCCACAGAAAGAACUUUAGAAAAUGCAGAUUUUGUGUUGUAGGCCUUGCAAUAUUUUAGGUUACAGAUCUCUGU
Molecule: messenger RNA, 2131 nt
Organism: Carassius carassius (crucian carp)
Lineage: Eukaryota; Metazoa; Chordata; Actinopteri; Cypriniformes; Cyprinidae
Product: von Hippel-Lindau disease tumor suppressor-like
Exons: 4
Coding region: 1346-1858 (170 amino acids)
Source: RefSeq, a predicted model, not a curated record